This is a messenger RNA of Musca vetustissima, 711 nucleotides long. Its product is annotated as cilia- and flagella-associated protein 299. The transcript is spliced from 2 exons. Lineage: Eukaryota; Metazoa; Arthropoda; Insecta; Diptera; Muscidae. Bases 19 to 711 code for a protein of 230 amino acids. The record is from RefSeq and is a predicted model, not a curated record.
GGUACAAUAGCACAGGAUAUGUUCCUGCUGGACUGUCCCACCUAUGAGGACUAUUUGGACACCUUUGUCACGCGAAGUGAUAUAAGGUUUAUACGAAAUGUCCGCUUUUGUCGCAUGUUGGUGGAGUUGGGUUAUCGUUCGACAGCUGAAAUUUAUACGCCGGAACAAUUUGAACAACACAAGGCUGCGGUCGAGGAGUCGCUAUGGCCCAUUAAGAAGUCGACAAUAUUUUUUAGUGAUGGCAUGAAAUCUACGGAUCCGGUGCUAAUAGAAAUGGCUCAGAGGGAGCGGGCAAAUGUGCAGAAAAUGAUAUCGACAAUAAUUUUCGUGAAACACCGUUUGAAAACCGGUUUCGAAAUAUCCGGUUAUAUUGAUUUUGAACAAAGUCUGCAUGAGGCAAAUUUACAGGAGGAGAAUUGCACCGAUUGGGCUGGCGUCUUUGCCGAACGUUUGAAAUUGAAACCGAAUCCACGCGACUUGAGUUUUUUCGAUUGGCAUAAGGGAGUGGUGAUCUACAAUGAUUCGGAUAAUUAUCUGGUCCAGCACGAUGUCCAUUAUGGUUUGAUUUUUAUGCAUAAAGGUGAUCACAAGCGAGUCUGUGUCGAUAUCGAUAAGCCGGAAUAUAGUAAAAAUUGCAGCCGAUCUAUGCAUUUUUCGGAGAGAUAUGGUCAUGUGGUGUUCUAUGAUCAUGUUAUAAGGAAGAAGAUAUGA